UCAGUUAGUACCCAUUGUGGAUGUUGAGUGAGAAGAACAAAUUUUGAAAUUUUUCCUCUAUUCGCAUAUAAAUUUUAUUAUUAAAAAAAAAAAACAAGAAAGACUAAAAUGCUAAAUUCACUAUUCGACAAGAAAAUUACGCUCCACCAAAUACUCUUCACAUUUUUUCUUUUCUGCCACUGGACACUAAAUGUGAACGGUAUAUAUGUGAAUGCUCGCUACUCCGAUCGUACGCGCAUACCAUGUGAGGAUCCUGGAACGUUAAUAAAUGGCUUCUCCGUAACCAAACGCCGUAAUAUGUUGUUGCAACACUUCUGCAAUUACGGUUUUAAGCUCAUCGGUGAUCGUCGGAAUCAAUGCAGUCGGGGCAAAUGGGUUGGCGAACGGCCGGUGUGUGCAAAGAGCGGCUGCCUCGCGCCUACGAAAAAUCCCGAUAAUGGCAGAAUACAAUAUAUUGAUCAGUUUCAUAUUAGCGUCUACUGUGCGGAGGGCUAUGAGCGAGCCGGUAAUCGUUACGCUUACUGUAAUGGCACGAACUGGGACCGACCGUUGGGUUAUUGUCGAGAACGCGACGAGAGAACAAGUCAUGAAUGCGAUUUCGAGACUGACGAUAACUGCGGCUGGGUAACAGACACAUCGGAGGGUUUCAAAUGGAAACGUACAAUGGCGGCUAAUGUAUAUACCUCAUUCCACACGGGACCGCAACACGAUCAUACAACUAUGCAAGCUACCGGUGGCCAUUAUAUGCUGAUGGAAAGUUUUGGCGCCACGCUAACGCCAGCCGCACUCACAUCGCCGAUUUAUGCGCGAGACUUGAGCUUGAAGACGGCUUGUUGUUUUCAAUUUUACUAUUUCAUGUAUGGCGCUGGUGUGGGCAAUUUGAAUGUCUAUGUGAAGCCCGUGAUGAAAAUGUUAUCGGAAGUUAUUGAGGAUAAAGAGAAUUAUGUAAAAUUUACAAAAUCGGGCAAUCAGAAUAACAUUUGGAAUGAGGCACAUUUUAGUAUUGAAGAAAUGGAAGAUGAUUUUCAGAUUGUAUUUGUAGCCGAUGGCGCUAAGAAUCAUUUGAGCGACAUAGCUAUAGAUGACGUCAAAAUAAUGACUGGUAGUGAGUGUAAGGCCUUGGACAAUCACGAUGACGACGCGGAUGACUCAGCGGAAUAUGAGCCUACAACUACAGAGCAAGCUCUCUACGAUACUUCUUCAUGCUUGUCACGUUGCGGUAAGGAGGACAACGCGGGUAUAAUGCACAAUUUUACACAUUUGAUUGGUCUCUGCAGUUGUCACGAUAGUUGUAUAGCUGACGAUAAUUGUUGCCCUGAUUAUAUCAAAGUGUGUUUAGACGCACCCGAUUCUACAACAAUACAACCGGAAGCCGUGCCGACGGUGAUCAACCUCCAAGAGAAACAAUUAAAAACAACAAUGUCGAAAAAAAUUCUUAACACUACACAGACAACUACAACAACUACUACCACGACAACAACUACAACCACUACUCCAAAGCCCACAACCUCAACGACGACAACAACAACCACUCGAAAGCCUACAAGCACAACGGCAACAACUACAACUACCACUACUACUACACGAAGGCCAACAACAACGAAAAGUACUUCUACAACCGUCAUACGGAAGCCAAUUACAACAGCAACAACAACAACCACAACUCCUAAAUCCGCACGUCUCUCUACUAAACUAACCAAACCGCCUACUACAACAACGAGAGCAACUACCAAAAUAGCAACUACGACUGUAAAACGUUUAAUACCAACAACAACAAUAACCACAACAACUACAACAGCUACCAAGCUUCUACCCAUCCAAACCACAAGUAUACCUCGCACUUAUGUCAUUCCGACCUCAACCACCGGCGCCACGACAGUCAACCGCAAGACGUUCACAGGCGAUACCGCAUUAGUACCGGAAAGAAAAAAAACACAAGGACCAACCAACAUCGUUAAGAAAACCUGGGAUUGGCAACCAAAGCCCGAGUCGAAUCCACGCGGAUCUCUAGCGCUCUUGAUAAUGUUCGGCAUACUACUCACUGGAAUUAUCAUGGCCGUCGUAUAUAGACAAAAGGAAACUCUAAAAUUAAUAUGGUUGCGAAAAUUUACACAAAAAAAUCACAACGAAAGUGGCGCAGAAGAUACUAAUUCGAUAAUAGCAAAUUUUGCAACCGAAGAUGCAACUAAUACAGGUAACGAUGUUGUGGCUGGUACAAGCACUGCUGGCAAUCGUUUGAAACUUACAUUGCCCAGCUUGAAAAGGAGUAAGCCUGAGAAACGUGGAUCUUCGGGAGAGCAAUCAUUGUUGGGUGAAUCUGAAAGUGAUGAUAUACCGUUGCUCUGAGUACAGAAGAUGAUGGAAAGAGGUAUAUAUAUUUAAAUAUU
This is a messenger RNA of Ceratitis capitata (Mediterranean fruit fly), 2387 nucleotides long. RefSeq names its product serine-rich adhesin for platelets. Bases 109 to 2346 code for a protein of 745 amino acids. Gene Ontology annotation, biological process: nervous system development. Lineage: Eukaryota; Metazoa; Arthropoda; Insecta; Diptera; Tephritidae. The record is from RefSeq and is a predicted model, not a curated record. Gene Ontology annotation, cellular component: membrane. The transcript has 7 exons.